This is a messenger RNA of Glycine soja, 2016 nucleotides long. Its product is annotated as hexose carrier protein HEX6-like. The coding region runs from base 207 to 1739 and encodes 510 amino acids. Gene Ontology annotation, cellular component: membrane. Lineage: Eukaryota; Viridiplantae; Streptophyta; Magnoliopsida; Fabales; Fabaceae. Gene Ontology annotation, molecular function: monosaccharide transmembrane transporter activity. The transcript has 2 exons. Gene Ontology annotation, biological process: monosaccharide transmembrane transport. The record is from RefSeq and is a predicted model, not a curated record.
CAUUUUCAUUCUCCCUCUUCUCCUUUUUUUUGGACUAAAAAUCAUGUUAUCCACUCUUCUAUCUGACACCUCUUGUGAUCACUCUUCCAAUUGAUUACACAAGUCAAGAAAUAUUAUUAUUUGCUUAUCAUGACUUAUGCAUGAUCCAUAUAUGCAACCUCAAACUCUCUUAAGUUUCUACCUGUUUAAGCAGAAAGAAAAGACUAAUGGCAGUUGGGUUGGCUAUAACAAGUGAAAGUGGACAAAACAAUGGAAAGAUAACCCUUUAUGUUGUCCUCUCUUGCAUGAUGGCUGCCAUGGGAGGUGUUAUCUUUGGUUAUGACAUUGGAAUAACAGGUGGGGUGACCUCAAUGGAGCCAUUUCUGAAGAAGUUCUUCCACAAAGUGUACCUUAAGAUGAAAUUAGCUGAUGACAAAGUCAGCAACUACUGUGUAUUUGAUAGCCAACUAUUGACCUCUUUCACAUCCUCUCUUUAUGUUGCUGGUCUUGUUACUUCCUUUUUUGCUUCUUAUAUCACCAAAGCCUUCGGUCGCAAGCCAUCCAUCGUAGUCGGAGGUGCUGCAUUUCUUGCCGGAACAGGACUAGGAGGUGCAGCUUUUAAUGUGUACAUGCUGAUAGUUGGUAGACUUUUGCUUGGAGUUGGGGUUGGUUUUGCAAAUCAGGCAGUUCCUCUGUAUCUUUCUGAAAUGGCACUACCACGACUAAGAGGGGCAAUUAACAAUGGCUUCCAAUUAAGCAUUGGCAUUGGUGCUUUGUCUGCUAAUCUAAUAAACUACGGAACAGAAAAGAUUGAAGGAGGUUGGGGUUGGCGCAUGUCCCUAGCCAUGGCAGCAGUUCCAGCCUCAGUCCUAACACUAGGUGCACUUUUCCUCCCCGAAACUCCCAACAGCGUAAUCCAACGCAGCCAUGACAAACAAAAGGCCAAGCUAAUGCUUCAGCGAAUCCGAGGCAUGGAAGACGUGCAAGCAGAACUUGAUGACCUUAUAAAAGCAAGUUCUCCUUCAAAAACCAACAACAAACAAUCUCUUAAGCUCAUUUUGAAAGGAAGAUAUAGGCCACAGCUUGUGAUGGCAUUAGCAAUACCAUUUUUCCAGCAAGUGACAGGGAUCAAUGUCAUUGCCUUCUAUGCCCCUUUACUUUUUAGGACAAUUGGGUUAGGAGAAAGUGCAUCGCUGUUGUCAGCUGUGAUGACAGGAGUGGUAGGUACUGGCUCAACAUUCAUAUCAAUGUUCGUAGUGGAUAAACUUGGAAGGAGAACCUUGUUUAUGAUUGGGGGCAUUCAAAUGUUUGUAUCACAGUGUAUAGUUGGAGGCAUAAUGGCACUUCAUCUCAAAGAUCAUGGUGGAUUAAGCAAAGGGUAUGCUUUUGUUGUUUUGGUUAUGAUAUGCAUAUAUGUUGCUGGGUUUGGAUGGUCAUGGGGGCCACUAGGUUGGUUAGUACCAAGUGAGAUUUUUCCUUUGGAGAUUAGAUCAGCAGGGCAAAGCAUCACAGUGGCAGUGAGCUUUAUCUUCACUUUCAUUGUUGCUCAGACUUUUCUGUCCAUGCUUUGCCACUUCAGGUCUGGGAUUUUCUUCUUCUUUGGAGGUUGGGUGGUGGUGAUGACUACGUUUGUGUACUAUUUCCUGCCAGAGACCAAAAGUGUGCCACUUGAACAGAUGGAGAAAGUGUGGCAAGAGCAUUGGUUUUGGAAGAGAAUAGUGGGUGAAGUGAGUGAUAGACAGCAUAAAGGUGAGAUAUGAAUCUGAUGCUUCAAGGAAGAUCUAAAUCAAAUGUUCUACGGAUGUUAGCCUUUAGCACAAGAAUUUGUCCGUAUAUCAUUACACUGAUCAUAAAAGCAAUAAAAUUGUUUUUUGUUUGAAAAGAUAGAUUUUAAAUUUAUAAACUGAUUAGCAGUAUUUGGGGAGAGAAAGAGAAAAUCGAACACUGGAAAACUGCCAUAGAGAAAGAUGUAAACAGGAACAAGUUAUCACUCUAGAACUCGAAUGCAUCUUGACUUAGUCGUUUUACUUAAGAGUA